GGGGGGGCUCCAAUGGCGGCGACGGCGGGGCGCUGGGAAGUGGUGCGGAAGCCGAGCCGGCGGGGCCCGGGAGGCGGCGGCGGUCCCGCAGGGCGGAAAGCGCUAGGCGAGGCCAAUGGGGGCCGUGGUCUGGCCCCGCCCCUGCCUCUGGCGCCUUCAGAAACCCUCUUUGAGCUUGCAUUCGAGAAGACCGCGAAGAAGCAGAACAAAGAGCAGGUGCCCCCACCCCCCGGGCAGCAGCCGCAGCAGAAAAAGCAAAACCUGGGGAAACCCGCCAAGAAACCAUCCGCUGGAGAUGUGGGGCGCAAGCAAAGCCAGUUCCGAUCACUGGAGGAUGCUCUGAAAGCGCUUGACUUGUCAGAACUCCAGCAGGAGCUGGACAAAAGCUUGAGCAUGUUCCCAGAGAAUCCUUCCGUGUGGGUCAAGGACCUGGCUGGAUAUCUGAACUACAAGCUGCAGGCUCCUAGGAGCGACCCCACGCUUAGCCAGCACCCUCACGACUAUCCCUACUGUCUCGUGAACAAGGAGCUGAGGAGCAUAAUCAAGUCCCUGCUGUCGAAAUCCGGGGGCGUUCUGGAGCUUUUCUUUGACCACUGUAUUUACACAAUGUUGCAAGAGCUGGACAAGACGCCUGGAGAGUCGCUGCAUGGAUACAGGAUCUGCAUACAAGCAAUGCUGUUGGACAGACCUAAAGUUGCCACGGUGAACUUAGGCAAGUAUCUUGAGCUCUUGAGAUCCUGUCAAAACCGACCAGCCAGAUGUCUCACCAUCAUGUGGGCCUUGGGGCAAGCUGGAUUUGCUGACCUUACAGAAGGACUGAAAGUGUGGCUCAACAUUAUGCUUCCUGUUCUGGGCAUCAAAUCUCUCUCCCCGUACGCCAUCACCUACUUGGAUCGGCUAUUGAUGAUGCACCCAAACCUGACAAAAGGCUUUUGCAUGAUUGGACCCAAAGACUUCUUCCCUAUUUUGGACUUUGCCUUCGUGCCCAACAACUCUUUACCACCCAGCCUGCAGGAGCAGCUACGGCAGUUGUACCCCCGCCUGAAAGUGCUGGCCUUUGGGGCCAAGCCGGAAACCACCCUACACACGUACUUCCCUUCCUUCCUCUCCAGGACCACUCUCAACUGCCCUGAUGACAUGAAAAAGGAGCUGCUGAACUGCCUGAACGACUGCCUCAACCUGGAUCCUCUCAGCUUCAGCGUCUGGAGACAGUUGUACAUCAAACACCUCUCACAGUCUAGCCUGCUCCUGAAUCACCUUUGUGAGUCCUCGGAUGGCACUUCCAAAAAGAUGCGGAAAUCUUUGCAGGAAACGGUCCAUUCCUUUAAAGUCACAAACGAAGAGCUGGCUCUGAAAGGGCCGAACAGUGUUCAGGAGGUUGCCGCUUGCAGAGACACCUGUAAGAACUUGCUGCUCAAGAUGAAAGGCAGCAGGUUCCCCUGGCUUCGACUGCUGCUAGUUAUCCUGGUAUUUACCACGGGAUUCUUGAUGAAUGACAUCAGAACUCACAGCUCCUUCCAAGAUUCUGCCUCUGCUCGUGUCCUCCGCAAUUCUGGCAUCCUGUCUGUUUCUCAGCAAGCCUGGAACAAAGUUACCCAUUACUCUUUCAAAGGAUACAGCUGGCUAGAAACAAAUGUGCCUCUGUACUAUUCACAAGUGGUGACCGUGCUGGGGCCAAACCUGGAGUUAGUCUGGGCCAAGACGAACGAGACUACCACGUACAUCUCUGGGAAGUGCUCUACUCAGCUAGCCUGGCUUGGGGACAACCUGCCUCGGCUCAUCGAAUGGCUCCAGGCCCACCUUCCCGAUUCCGUGUUGCACCUGGCCGAGCACCUCAAGGAACUGCUGCUCUUCCUCAUGCGGAACUACCUUCUGCCAGCUGUGGACUACGUUGCUGGGACGCUGGAGCAGGGCUGGCAACUCUGGGUGGCUUCUUGCAACGGUGAAGGGUCGUGGGACUGCUUGAGAAGACAGCUGGCGAGCCUCACCCAUUCCUCUUGGAUAUACCUCCAGGACGCAACCGUUGCCAUCAAGGACUGGGCCUUGGCCAUUAUCUCCGGCCACUGAGAUCCAGGAGUUGGGCGGGAGGUUUGGGUUGCUGCUGGUGACUAACAGCAGAGUGUGCCAACUACUUGUUCUUAGUGCUGAUCCUCAGGUUCAGGGACAAUCUCCUGCUGUGAAGCUCUGCUCUGCCUGGGCCAGAG
Euleptes europaea (tarantolino) is the source of this 2204-nucleotide messenger RNA. It is a transcript of the gene TMEM214, whose product is annotated as transmembrane protein 214. The record is from RefSeq and is a predicted model, not a curated record. Gene Ontology annotation, cellular component: endoplasmic reticulum; Golgi apparatus. NCBI's taxonomy places the organism in Eukaryota, Metazoa, Chordata, Lepidosauria, Squamata, Sphaerodactylidae. The transcript is spliced from 17 exons. The coding region runs from base 13 to 2067 and encodes 684 amino acids.